Molecule: messenger RNA, 3913 nt
Organism: Amoebophrya sp. A25
Lineage: Eukaryota; Dinophyceae; Syndiniales; Amoebophryaceae
Source: the annotation of a GenBank genome assembly
GGACUGCUCGAAGCGUCCGGCCUCCUGCAGCGGCAACGCUCGGGCCGCGGAUGUCGAGUAGGCCGUUGUGAAAGCGCACGCGGGUCAGCAGACCCGGUGCCCGCCAGUAAACGUGGUGGUGCUAGCUUCUCGGAGGGCUCGACCAGGAGAAGCGGAAGAAACCACAAGGGAAAGAAGAGACACGGAGGAGUGGCGAAACCCGGUUUCCUCUUAAGGCGUUCGAUACAAACUCAUUUCCAAAAAUUUGUGUGAUCUCGUUUUCCUCUACCUAGCAUUCGGAUGAUAUUCUGUGCUUACCGGAAGCGAUUCAGGUUAACUUCAUAAGACAACCUGAUCCUCUUCUAAUACUGGUUUUAGAACACCUAGCACUCGACCGACCCUCACCUGAGAAUCUGCUAGCUUGGAUGGGAAAGCAUGGAUCGCCCGAGUUCACUGACUUCUCCAGCUGGGCGCAGGCCGGCCACGCAGUGUUCAGUUUCGCUGAGCAAGAUAUGCACUUUCCGGUGCUCACGGUGUAUGGCAGAGGGCUCUGUCUUCUGAAAGCAAUGAAGAAGCGUGCGGAUGAUCGUUGGGAGCAAAAACGUUUACCGUGGUGGUAUGACGUGCGCGUGUUCUACAAUUCUCGCAACGACCGCGCACGGAUUGUUUUCGGCCCUUGCGACGCCGAAACUUAAGAGGUGCGCCAUGAUUGCAUGCAAGGGUAGAGCGAUCCACUGUGAUGUCUUAGUUUUUAGUAGAACCUCUUUCUCAUCCUCAACGCCACACAUCCGGAAAGUUGAUCUCACUUCUAUUAUAUUAGAAAACUACUAUUGAUGAAAAUUUUUUUUUGAGCAAACAAACUGUUUCACAAGUUAGUUGGUCUAAGAAGCAGUUCUUCCGAGAGUGGCCGAGUCGAUUCUACGCACGAAGGGAGAUAGCAAGCCGGUCUAUCUGCAUGGUCUCUUUCCGGACGAAUCAGUGGUUCUAUUGUCAGUGCUCCGUGUUUCCGCCUUAAAUGAGGGAGAUCUUCCUUAAGGCUCUCUCUGAUCCAUCUCUAUAGGGAUCCCUCAAACAUAUGCACUGAAAUACGAGGGAGAAGAUGCUGAAGCAUAUGUUUGAGGGAUCUCCGCAGUGACGAGUCAACUGGGGAGGGGUCUAAGCUCCCGGCGUUCCCUCCAGUGCUCGCGCAGUCUUGUCGAGGAAACUUACCGAACCAGAGGCGAUGGAGCAGUUGGAGCAGCUCUUGCGUCGUGGCCCUCGAGUGGAAAAUGGAAGUUACGGUGCUUCUCAAUUUGUGCCCGCAUCUGCCUCUGCUGCAACGUGGCGAGUGAGUCAGGAUGGACCACCUGACGCAGAAGCACACGAAACUAACAGUCCUGACGCUCACGACGUCCCGGUUCCCUUUGCUGGGUUGUUGUCGAGUACCCGGAACAUUAAGGCGAAUAGAAAUUCAUCUCAAAGAACCUUUGGCGAAGCCCGUUUUUUAUCAAGAGAAAACGAGCAUGGCCAUGCUGUGCUCAUUCAUUGUAUCUAUAAGAUGGAUCCUGAUCCUUAAAUUUGUAGUUCUAAGAAGAAUGCGCUCGGUUUUCGUCAUUCCGCACCUGCUGAGCACGAAGAGGAGCGGAGCCCAUCACCAUCUCCAGUUUAAGCUGCGCAUAGAGUGCAACCAGUCUUCCGUGCCUAGUGAAGUGAUUAAGCAUGUAGAUUCCGACCUCCUGUGUUAGAGUUCAUGAAGAUUUGAUUUUGUCCAAAGUAAGUAAAACUGUUGUUACCACAUUGUUCAUACUUCUUCGUUGCAUUAGAGAGGUAAAGAACCCAACGAAAGAAUGAGAAAUCACAUGACCGCUGACUGAAGAACAGUCAGGAUGGUGAGUUGUGCGUGGAAUUCUAAGCAAUGCUAGGACUACCGCCACAAUUUCUUCGCCGAAAUGGUGCCUACUUCGAUUACGCUUGUGGGAAUAAAUACAUCUCUAGACUCAUCUGGAAGAUGGAAAGACGCAGAGAAACCUGUCCAGAUGAUUUCUCCAGAGAUGCACUCUCUGACCUUCUAAUUGGAUCGGGACUUGUAUAAUCCAAUCGAUGCGAACGCGAUAGCGCAGCUUCCUCUUUUUCAAAGCAGUGGCGCGACGAUGACGGCCGCUCCUCAUGACGGAGGUCGUUCAUUUCCUUUCGUCGACGCCUCUCCCGAGCAGACUUACAGCUUUAGUCUGUGAAGACUUACGUUGCUGCAGCGUGAGUGGUGCCCAAUGAGGAGAUUGUUUGGGUGGUGCUUUCCGAUGUCUUUCGGCUUGCUUUUAUGAGAAGCGGCGCCGGAACCUGGAGGUGGAAGCUGGUGGAUGCUCGCGUAGGCCAUAGUUCAUCACAUUUUGGGGGCUUCCUGAGGUGUAGGGGAUCCUAGUUCGCACCAUUUAUGAUCUAAUUCUACCUUCCUACCCUUUCUUUCUUGUUACCAUUCGUUGGCACCCAGGACGUACGAUCUGUUAAGUGAGCUCUUUCGAUUGUUUUUUUCGUGCGCGUGCAUGUCCAUGCACUAUCUCAGCCAGAUUACUAGUACCUACUUGAUAUAGUUUUUCAAGACCUUGUAUGACAGAUGAAUUCAAAGUUGUUUUCAGUACUUUCUGAUAAACUUGUAUGAAGGAUGAAUCUAUCACUGAAGUAGAAGAUGUUUUUACUUGACUCAUGUAUUUACUUCAGCAGUCAUAACAUAGAAGUAGUAACAUCGUAAUCAUCAUGCGGCGGACGGUAACCCCAGCCGAACAGCACAGCUUAUUCUGCUAAACUCGAACGCGAAUUCCGCAUAUUAGAUAUUCACAUGAUGGGUCGGUGUGUAACACAGGUUCUCCUAUGGUAUGAAAUGUAUGCGAAGUAUGCCGAUCCGGAACUCCUCUCUGGCGAAUCUCUUUCGUGGUCCUCCAUGUGGAGCAGCGAGAACGAUUUUAAGUGUGAAACGGACAGGCGUUUUUUGCGUGACCAGUUAAUGGAGAAAUCUUUUGCUUCAAAGUAUGCUAAACGGGUUCAACUUUGAACUGUCGUGAAGACAUUUGCUAUGUCGAGACGAGUAUUUCUUUAUAUUCAGAAAAUUUGAGAAUCUAGUAAAAGUAAAAAUCUGACCAUUUGUUGCAUAAAGCAUAAUGUAAAUUUUUUUGUACAGAAAUAGACAUGUUGUAGUUUGUGGGGCCAAUGACGCUCCUACUGUUCAACGUCCAUACUUUUACAGAGAUUACUUUUCUUACAGAUGUGAAUAUGACUACAACAAGCUCGAUAGAUGAAGAGCACCAGACUUCAGGUAGUACAGACGAGAUACACAUAAUCUGAGAAUACAGACGGAAUCUGAGAAUACAAAUGGAUUUUCUAAAUAGAUACUGAUAUGCAUGAUCGUAGAAUAGGUAAAGGGUGCCACUUGAGCACUCCUGUUGAAAUUGCGAAACAACUAGAGGUGAAGAAAGGUUCAGUUAAAUCAUUAGUAGAGAAAUAUGUCAUGAUACAUUUGAAGCAUUUACUUUUACAAACCAAUCUUUUUUUGAGUCACUCGAUGAGCUGCAGCUACCGACGCGUCAAUCGUAUAAUCUCCUUGUCUAUUUACACUUAGUUACCGACACUAUUGACGAAAAUUACAGAACCCAAAUACCUUCACCGUGUCCCUUUUUUACAAGCUGAAGAAGUCUUGUCUUCUAAUGAUUUCUAGGCUGUCGAAAAUGCCUGUGUAAAGAUCGAGUAAUUGCAUUUCGUCAAUAGGAUAUCAUUCACCGACGUUUUCAUUUUGAUGGGAUCGUCAUUCGCCUGACCACGUCAGAUAUGAUGUGCAAGCUUCUUCGGAAACCAGUCCGCAGGUUCUCCAGACUGAUAAAAAAGAGCCAUUGUGGCGCAAUCAUUCUCGAAAUUUGCAGACGAAGUGGUCCUCAUCCUUCCGAAGAUUCAAAUGCGUUUCAACCCG